GAACCAGCCUAAAUGACCAUCUCCUCUCUGGACCUGACCUGAUAAACAACUUGAUUGGCAUUCUUAUCAGGUUUCGACAACACCCCAUUGCAUUAAUGUGCGAUGUUGAAAAGAUGUUCCACCAGUUCCAUGUAUGUGAAACUGACAGAGACUUCCUGCGCUUUCUUUGGUGGAGUAAAGGAGAUCUCAGCACCGAACCCAAGGAGUUCCGUAUGAGGGUACAUCUAUUUGGUGCGGUUUCCUCCCCUGGGUGUGCCAACUACGGACUGAAAUACCUGGCCAAGGAGAACAAGGACCUCUAUCCUCUCGGUGCUAAGUUUAUUACAAGGGACUUUUAUGUGGACGAUGGGGUGGUAUCUGUGAAUAAUGUCGAAAAUGCCAUUCAGGUCGCAACGGAAGCACGAGAUCUUUGUGCCAAAGGUGGUCUUAGAUUACACAAGUUUGUGUCCAAUAAUCGAGCUGUCUUAGAAAGCAUACCACCAUCUGAGCGAUCAGCUGAUGUUGGGAACCUUGACCUUACCUUUGAUGACCUGCCAUUGGAGAGGGCAUUAGGUGUCCAGUGGGAUCCACAGUCUGACCACUUCAAGUUCAGUGGCAGCCUUAAAGAACAGCCUGCAACUCGUCGUGGAGUUUUAUCCACAGUUGCUUCUCUGUACGAUCCAUUGGGAUUUGUAGCUCCAUUUGUGCUCAAUGGAAAAAGGAUACUUCAAGAGAUGUGUAGGUGGGGAACAGGCUGGGAUGACGACAUGGGAGAUGAACUUCAACCAAGAUGGGAGCGCUGGAGAAAUGAUCUAGCCUUCCUAAACCAGGUUACUAUACCCCGUAGUUAUACACCUGUUGGAUUUGGUGAGAUUACCAAGACUGAACUGCAUCAUUUUUCUGAUGCGAGCACAAAAGGAUAUGGCCAGUGUUCCUACUUGAGAUUUUACAAUGCAAAAGGAGAUGUGCACUGUGCCCUUGUCAUUGGGAAAUCCAGAGUAGCUCCCACAAAGGUCACAACUGUCCCUAGGCUGGAAUUAACUGCUGCUGUUGUUUCGGUGAAGAUGAGUAGCAUGCUCAAAGAGGAAUUAGCAUCUCUUGAGGCAGAGGAAUUCUUCUGGACGGACUCAAAGGUGGUUUUGGGGUACAUAAGGAAUGAAGCAAGACGUUUUCACACAUUCGUCGCAAACAGAGUUCAGAAGAUUCAUCUUGGCUCACACCCGCAACAAUGGAGGUAUGUUGCAUCCAAUGAGAAUCCUGCAGAUCAUGCCUCCAGGGGCCUUACCCUCAGAGAACUCCUCACAUCCACCUGGCUCACAGGUCCAGAGUUCUUGUGGAAACCGGAAUUUCAAUGGCCAGCAGAUGAGACUCCAGAGCUGGAAAUAGGAGAUCCUGAAGUCAGAGCUGCUCAGUCCUUAACAACUGAAACAACAAGGCAGUUCAACAUAGUUGAUCGCCUAUCUAAGUUUUCUUCCUGGUCACGGGCAGUUAGAGCUGUAGCACGUAUCCUCAGAUGCAUCCGCAAGAACAAAUCAAAAGGCAUUACUACAGUGGAGGAAAGAGAAAAUGCAGAAAGUGCCAUUAUCAAGAAUCUGCAGGGACAAGUCUUUCAAAAUGAGUUGGGUCUAUUGAACAAAGACAUUCCUCUACCAUCCAACAAUAGGUUGCACCGAUUGAAUCCAUUCAUUGACAAGGAUGGGGUGCUUAAGGUGGGAGGAAGAUUAUGUAACUCGUCUCUUUCCAAUUCAUUCAAACAUCCCAUAAUUCUCCCCAAAGAUCACCACAUCACAAGGCUGAUCAUCGCCCACCAUCAUGAAAAAGUGGAACAUCAAGGCAAGGGUCUCACCCUUAAUGAAAUAAGGGCGAAUGGUUACUGGAUGCCAGGAGUCGGGCGUACAGUAGCAUCCUAUAUUCAUCGCUGUGUAACCUGCAGAAAGCUCAGGAAACCUGUAGAGGAGCAAAGGAUGGCUGACUUGCCCCCUGAGCGUGUGGAACAGUCAGCUCCAUUUACCUAUUGUGGGAUGGACUGCUUUGGCCCAUUUCCUACUAAACAAGGGCGGAAAGUGUAUAAGAGAUAUGGUCUUAUUUUCACAUGCUUUUACUCAAGGGCAAUCCACAUUGAGAUGCUCGAUGACAUGUCGACUGAUGCAUUCAUCAAUAGCCUUCGAUGUUUCAUUGCUAUCCGUGGUGCAGUACGGCAGAUAAAAUCAGAUCAAGGGAGUAACUUUGUGGGAGCAAAACGUGAACUCAAGGAAUCUCUUAACGAAGUGGACCCAGAACGCAUAGCUACGUUUCUGGCGGAGAAGCAGUGCGACUUUAUAAUGAAUGCGCCUUGUUCAAGUCAUGCUGGUGGCGUCUGGGAGAGACAAAUCAGGACAGUCAGAAAUGUCCUCCGGUCCACAAUUGCUCUCUCAUCAGACAAGCUAAAUGAUGCCUCCUUACGAGCCUUUCUGUAUGAAGCUAUGGCUAUUGUGAAUAGCCGUCCACUUACAGUUGACAAUCUCACAGACCCAGACAGCCUUGAACCUCUUACCCCUAAUCAUCUCCUCACUCAAAAGUCCAACAAAGCUCUACCGCCACCUGGUGAAUUUGUAAGAGAGGACAUGUAUGGAAAAAAGAGAUGGCGACAUGUUCAGUAUCUAGCUGAACAGUUUUGGAGCAGAUGGCGCAAGGAAUACCUUGCCACUAUUGCUACCAGACAGCGCUGGCACUCACCCAGAAGAAACGUCCAAACUGGUGACGUUGUGAUGUUAAGAGAUGACAAUCUUCCCAGAUGUGAAUGGCGUCUAGGCAGAGUGUCAGAGACCACCCCUGAUAAGGAUGGGCUCGUUCGUAGAGUCAAAGUACAAUUAGGGGAUAAGCAUCUAGGUAAAAAGGGUGAACAUCUGAGCAAGUUGUCAGUCGUAGAACGCCCAGUUCAGAAACUGGUCCUCCUGCUGGAGACAAGUUAAACUCUUUUUCAUUAACUCUGCUCAUGACUCCCAUUCUUGCAAAUGUAUUUGUUUACUUAAUAUUUUGGUACAGUUCGAGUUAUGUUCUCCCUCAUAAAACAGAAUGGAAUUAAUAAGGGAAUCAUUCAUGCUUAUAGUUUUCAAGCUCUGUUAUAAGUCAUUAAUGAUUGGUGGGAGUGUAACUGAAGUUUAAGUUAACAUUAUGUAUAUUUAAUUUCUGUCCUGCAGUUUUCUUUUGUUAUUUUGGUUUUAUUAUUGUGGGAAGAAUGACUGAAAAUAUUGAAGACUUUUAUUUUGAAACUGUGGGGAAAACGGGAGUGAAUGAGUCAGGCAGUUCAGCAGGACAGGCGCGAAUGCUGGAGGGGACAGAGAGGGAGGAUAUUCAGGAGAAACACGGCAAUAUAUGCCCCUAGCUAGAGCGGGAACAAGCUCUUACGGUGUGUUUGUGAGACCAAAAAAGUAUUAAAUCUUCAUAAACCAUCAGUUGGCUUUACCAUUAUCUGGCUGGGGGGCU
This is a messenger RNA of Astyanax mexicanus (Mexican tetra), 3444 nucleotides long. RefSeq lists its product as uncharacterized. The transcript has 2 exons. The record is from RefSeq and is a predicted model, not a curated record. Lineage: Eukaryota; Metazoa; Chordata; Actinopteri; Characiformes; Acestrorhamphidae. Gene Ontology annotation, biological process: DNA integration. Gene Ontology annotation, molecular function: nucleic acid binding. Bases 96 to 2930 code for a protein of 944 amino acids.